UUGAGUCGAAUUCAUUGAAUCUGCGGAUUUCAUGACGUUUCCUUGCGUGGUCCAUCACUUUGCUCCCUGCCUGUGGUUUUCUAUUCCGCCUGGAUCUUCUUCCCCACCCCUAACCCCCCCGCCGGUCUGAUCUCCAGAUCUCACUUAACUCUGUCCUAGCAACCCAGAGCGAACUGGACUUGAAUGCUGCACCUGGCUGUGUGUAUGUGGAGAAGCCAAGCUGGAUCAAGAGGUGGGCGAGCAGCGGGGAGGAUGGAGGCUCCAGAGAGCAGCUUAAGGUCGAGGUAAAACUGAGCAUCGUUUUAUUUGUUGUUAAUCCAUCCUUGCGCGAACAAUCAGCCGGCCACAUCCUGCUCCAUUCCCAAAAGAAAAUCAUGAUGGAAUGAACACAACGUGCCACAAGCAGCUAACGUACUGGAAGAAGACUCAAUGGAGCAGGACGUGGAGAGCCCUAUCACAAUUCAGCAGCCAAAGUUGCCCAAACAAGCUAGAGAGGAUCUUCCAAAGCACAUAAGCAAAGUAUGUACCAAGAGAAAAAUCCAAAGGUAUGUUAGGAAAGAUGGGAAAUGCAACGUCCACCAUGGGAACGUGAGAGAGACUUAUCGUUAUCUGAGUGAUAUCUUCACUACUUUAGUCGACCUCAAAUGGAGGUUCAACCUUUUGAUUUUUGUCAUGGUUUACACUGUGACGUGGCUCUUCUUUGGAAUGAUCUGGUGGCUAAUUGCUUACAUCCGAGGCGAUAUGGAACAUAUAGGAGACAAUACAUGGACCCCAUGUGUCAGUAACCUCAAUGGGUUUGUUUCAGCCUUUUUAUUCUCAAUAGAGACAGAAACCACCAUCGGGUAUGGUUAUCGGGUCAUCACGGACAAAUGUCCCGAGGGAAUUAUUCUGCUUUUAGUUCAGUCUGUCUUAGGUUCUAUUGUCAAUGCUUUCAUGGUUGGCUGCAUGUUUGUGAAAAUAUCUCAGCCCAAGAAGAGGGCAGAAACCUUGGUCUUUUCUACCAACGCAGUCAUUUCCAUGCGGGAUGGGAAGCUAUGUCUGAUGUUCCGAGUAGGGGACCUUAGGAAUUCACAUAUUGUGGAGGCAUCAAUACGAGCCAAGUUGAUCAAAUCUAAACAGACAAAGGAGGGGGAAUUUAUACCACUCAACCAGACAGAUAUCAACGUAGGUUAUUAUACAGGGGAUGAUCGCCUCUUUUUGGUUUCACCGCUGAUCAUCAGCCAUGAAAUUAACCAGCAGAGUCCUUUCUGGGAGAUUUCCAAAGACCAAUUGCCCAAAGAGGAACUAGAAAUUGUUGUAAUUCUAGAAGGCAUGGUGGAGGCAACAGGAAUGACAUGCCAAGCUCGAAGUUCUUAUGUAACCAGCGAGAUCCUGUGGGGUCAUCGUUUUACCCCUGUCCUCACACUAGAGGAUGGAUUUUAUGAAGUUGACUACAACAGUUUUCAUGAAACAUAUGAGACCAACACACCAUCUUACAGUGCCAAAGAACUGGCAGAGAUGGCCAGCCAAGCAGAACUUCCCCUAACUUGGUCUGUGUCCAGCAAACUAAACCAGCAUGCUGACCUGGAAACUGAAGAGAGGGAAAAGAACCACGAAGACCAAACCGAAAGGAAUGGUGAUGUGGCAAACUUAGAAAAUGAAUCCAAAGUUUGAACCAACAGAGCUUCACCACCCCACCUCUUUUUUCCUUUUGAGCCUUCCCUUUUUUUAUUAUGACAAGACAAGAAAUAUUUACGGUGUGAAAUGUCUACCUGUCCAAUCUCAAAUCAAGAGAUUCAUAAAAUAAGCAAAAGAUGUAGGUUAAAGCUGCAAUAUUCCUUAUUUACAAUGAAAUCUCUGACCAUUGCCCUUCCAACCAUCACAUAUUUCCUCUGAAUAAAUAUCAGUUUGUGACCACAGGUGUGUUUAAAAAGGAACCAAAAAAAAGUGAGGUGGGUGAGACUCAAUAUCUGGGAUAAUAAAAGUAAAGACUGUGAUUAAUGUUUGUUAAUGCCAUGGGCCUUGGCUCUAAUUUUUAUAUAUGUCAAGACAGUUUCAUAAACAGGAUGUGAUGCCGCAAAUGAUAAUGGGCAUUGCAGCUGUAAGACCUAGGUGAGCAGAGAGAGCUGCAGUUCAACAAGAUACUGUAUAUAUGCCUUAUGUAAUUACUUUCUCUUUAAAUUUAGUAAUAAACCCAGCAUGUACAAAAAUAUUGUAGUAAAGAACUGCUAAAUAAUGUACAUAGAUGUGUAAUUAAUGUAGGUUUAGAUAUAUAAUUCUAGAAAUAUUGGGAUGCAAAAAACUGAAUAGGGAUUUCUGUUUUAAUAUAUGGAGUACAUUAGUUUCUUCCCUAUAUACCUGGCCAUUUUAGUACACAGCACUUUCUUCAGUGUACCAGACUGGCAGCUACUUAGAAGACCUCACUGACCCCCUAACAAAUCAUUUUACUGAUUCUAAAAAGCCAUAAG
Pelodiscus sinensis (Chinese soft-shelled turtle) is the source of this 2447-nucleotide messenger RNA. RefSeq names its product potassium inwardly rectifying channel subfamily J member 6 (gene KCNJ6). Gene Ontology annotation, biological process: regulation of monoatomic ion transmembrane transport; potassium ion import across plasma membrane. Gene Ontology annotation, cellular component: plasma membrane. The record is from RefSeq and is a predicted model, not a curated record. Lineage: Eukaryota; Metazoa; Chordata; Testudines; Trionychidae. Gene Ontology annotation, molecular function: G-protein activated inward rectifier potassium channel activity.